Aspergillus heteromorphus CBS 117.55 is the source of this 808-nucleotide messenger RNA. RefSeq lists its product as uncharacterized. The transcript has 3 exons. Bases 95 to 724 code for a protein of 209 amino acids. The record is from RefSeq and is a predicted model, not a curated record. NCBI's taxonomy places the organism in Eukaryota, Fungi, Ascomycota, Eurotiomycetes, Eurotiales, Aspergillaceae.
CACGAAGUCAUGACUGUCCGUCUGUCCCGCAUAAAGAUCGACUUCAGUUCCCCGCGCGGCAAAUCCCUUCCUGACUCAACAACCCUUUGAAACAAUGAUGAUCCCAUCGAAUAUCACCUGGUUUGACGACAACUACAUCGGCUCGGAAUUCCUUUUCCCCCGACGGGUCUACUUGGAAAGUCCAGAGAAAGAUCCAGGAGAGCUAAAAUAUAUAUGGCAAGUGGGAGCACCAGGACAAAUUUGCGGACUCACAGGCACGGGCUGCAUUUAUAUGUUCCAGAAUUCCUUGGUGGGGAACCGCCACCAAAAAGCCCUCGAUCAGGGCCCAACAAGCCACGCCCGAGGCUCCCCUGAGAGGCAGGUGAGAAGUGGAUCAAUGGGUUCUAGGAGGCUUUAUUUACUACAUCAUCAUGGAGGGCUCCUGGGGGCAGAUGUAUCUUCGGUUUAUCAUCACCUGGACCGAGAAGAGCGUGACGAGCUCAGGGCGGCCUUGAGAAAGGCGUGGCUGGAAUGUAUGUCUUUCGGUGUGAUCAUCUUCCAGACUGGAGCGGACAAUCUCUUGUGGGAUAAGCCGAAUCAAAGAUGCUACAUAGUCAAUUUUGAAAUCUAUGGCGCACCGGAGGGAAGGGAUAAGUAUGGGCGAGAUACCAACUACAUCCAAUGGAACCUGGCGCGGGUUGGGGAGGGCCGAGAAUACGACGAUACGUCGUCGUGGAUACUGUAGUUUGCGGUGGGAAGAUCACCCCUCGUCUGUUGUGUAUCGUGCUUUGGAUCAUACAUCAAUCCAUUCCAAACCAUUCAUGUUUCC